Molecule: messenger RNA, 2017 nt
Organism: Pomacea canaliculata
Lineage: Eukaryota; Metazoa; Mollusca; Gastropoda; Architaenioglossa; Ampullariidae
Exons: 3
Coding region: 138-1112 (324 amino acids)
Source: RefSeq, a predicted model, not a curated record
CCGUGUGGUGGACAGGAGAGUGCUAUACUGCUGUAAUCACACUCUUCCCGGAGCAAGUUCACCUGCUACACACGGCGCCUCCCACACUCUUUGUCACCGGACCGCCCGGUACAGGUAAAACCGUCGAAUUGCAGCUGAUGGGUACAGAAUGGCUUCAGCGUGGUCACGACGUGCAAAUUUUAAGUACUGGAAGCUGGAGCCGUGCAGCGAGCAGUAUGCUGUUCCACGUGUUGCAGCAGACUGUUACCAAGCAACGGACACAAGUAACUUCUGUUGGUGUCCCGAACCUCCUGCAGUAUAGUUUUGACGACGAUGAAGACAUAAAGAGGGCUGUGGAGGAUUUGUCGCACCUGGCGAAGGAUGGGUCAUUGUACGUCAUCGCUGAUGAAGUGGGUCCUGAUUUUGAGUCACACUUCAAGACUUUCUGUGACAAGCUGCUUAAGGAGAUUCCUUGUCUUUACUUUUGGGCUGCAAGUUGCUACCAUCGACAUGCCUCCUCGGGCUGGCAAGUGAAGUGUUUAACCAGACCCCUCCGUUCCCCACCGGCAGUCACCAGGGAGGUUGAGCAGAACGAGAUAAUGACAGUUGACCGUUUGGUGGAGCCCUACGAUCAGCGGGGUGUGCCCGACCAUACCGACGGCCCGCCUAUCGUGCGACUGUAUCACCGAGGAGAGGGUCACGAAAGGGACUGUCCAGUGGACUGUGUCACGUGUGGUCAUGAAGUGGCCAGCCUCCUGCAUAGUCUGGGGGUUGGUGUUUCGGAGAUUUUGACAUCUCCGACGGCCCCCUCCACUCCAAUCAGCCAGACACCCCCUUCUCUGCAGUGGAAAGACGUGAUGGUGUUGUCUAUGGAGGAUGUAAGUGAAAACUCGGGUAUGGUGAGAGGGCUGAGAAAUGAAAGCAUUCCGAUUCGGGUGAUGAGGAUUUGUGACUUGGAGGACGUGGCCACGGCCCGCAGUGACGUGGUGUGGGUAGGGAAUGGACGUCACGUCCGUGGUCUGGAGAGGAAAGUCGUUAUAUAUUUGAACCAUGUCGAUUACGAACUCUAUGCCAGACUUCACAUCAUGUCUCGAUGUACUUCGCAGCUUGUGAUUCUCUACGCUGAACACUAGUCGCCUGAAUAUUACUUACUCUCCAGCAACCCACACAUAUGUCCUUAUGUUCAACAAAUCCUACCUGAGGUUUUACCUUGGCUUUCCGUGACAGCUGUGACAGCAAUAAUUUCUGUGGCAAGUACUGCCUGCGCUUGUGACAACCAUCUCUGUUGCUACAUCCUGUGAUUGACUGAAUUUAGUCCAAACACUACAGACACUACAGUGAGAGCCAGAUGUUGCAAGAGAUCCCACUUUGCCUACAAAUGAACGAUCUACAGCUAAAGCCAAGGAUAGUAUAUUAUAAAAACCGUUAACUUGGGCGAUUGUCUCCCUUGAGCAUUCAGUCUGGCAAACAGUUGUCUCCCUUAGCUCGGGCAUGAAGGAGUUCCCACAAUGACUACAAGUGACCCUCAAAGUUCACACUGUUCCGUGUAAGAGUAUAUGUUAUCCUGCAUUUUGUGUUGUUUGUUGGGUAAGUACAUUAGUUUUUUGGUAAGUUUAAUAAUUUUCUACCUCUGUGAUUAUGUUAUCCUAGUAAAAUGACUUCAGAGACUUUUUAAAAAUUCUAUUUUUGUUCUGUUUUUGUUGUAAAUUUGUUGCUGUGUGUUUAGCAUUUUUAGAUUUGUUUAUACCCAUUAAAGACGAUUAAGAGAUUAUGAAAACACAGAGAGAGAGAGAGAGAGGGAGAGAGGGAGAGACGGAGAGAGGGAGAGAGGGAGAGAAGAGAGGAGAGAGAAGAGAGGAGAGAGAGAGAGACCGAAAACAAACGUGAAUCUGCAGAGGUAUAAAUAUAUUAGUCACAGUAAAAGUUAUUCUUGUGUUUUAAGGCAGCCAGAAUGCACUCAAUAAAACCUGGUUUGAUAUUAAAUAUGUGUCCCUGUUCUUUUGGGUAUAGAAAUAGCAAAAUAAAAAAAUACACUUGA